Oryza sativa Japonica Group (Japanese rice) is the source of this 1283-nucleotide messenger RNA. NCBI's taxonomy places the organism in Eukaryota, Viridiplantae, Streptophyta, Magnoliopsida, Poales, Poaceae. The record is from RefSeq and is a predicted model, not a curated record.
CUAUCGUCCCAUCUCGAAAUCAAGCACGAGGACUCCCAAGUCCAGCCAUGAAAGCCACGACGACAGCAGUGGCCCUCCUCGUGGCCGCCGCGGCCAUGGCGGCGCAGGUAGUCGCCGAGCAGUGUGGCUCGCAGGCCGGUGGGGCGCUGUGCCCGAACUGCCUCUGCUGCAGCUCCUACGGCUGGUGCGGCUCCACUUCCGACUACUGCGGCGACGGCUGCCAGAGCCAGUGCGACGGCUGCGGCGGCGGAGGUGGCGGCGGUGGCGGCGGGGGCGGCGGUGGAGGUGGGGGUGGCGGCGCGGUGGAGGCGGUCGUGUCGAAGGAGCUCUUCGAGCAGCUGCUGCUCCACCGCAACGACGCGGCGUGCCCCGCCAGAGGGUUCUACACCUACGACGCCUUAGUCACCGCCGCCGCCGCGUUCCCGGACUUCGCCGCGACGGGCGACGACGAGGCGCGCAAGCGUGAGGUCGCCGCGUUCCUCGGGCAGACCUCCCACGAGACCACGGGCGGGUGGGCGACCGCGCCCGACGGCCCCUACUCGUGGGGCUACUGCUUCAAGGAGGAGAUCGGCGCCACGGCCUCCUACUGCGUCCCCAGCGCCGAGUGGCCGUGCGCCCCGGACAAGAAGUACUUCGGCCGCGGCCCCAUCCAACUCUCCUACAACUACAACUACGGGCCGGCGGGAGAGGCCAUCGGCGAGGACCUCCUGAACAACCCGGAGCUGGUGGCGUCGGACCCGGUGGUGUCGUUCAAGACGGCGCUGUGGUUCUGGAUGACGCCGCAGUCGCCGAAGCCGUCGUGCCACGACGUGAUCACGGGGCAGUGGACGCCGAGCUCGGGGGACAUCGCGGCCGGGCGGGUGCCGGGGUACGGCGUGAUCACCAACAUCAUCAACGGCGGGUUGGAGUGCGGGUUCGGCCCCGACGACCGGGUGGCGAACCGGAUCGGCUUCUACCAGCGCUACUGCGACGUGCUCGGCAUCGGCUACGGGAGCAACCUCGACUGCUACGACCAGAGGCCGUUCAACAGCGGGUUGACGGCGGCGCAGUGAACAGCUAGUAGCUUCGCCGGCGGCGACUGGCUGGCGGUAAAAUAAGAGUGCUUUGCCACUCACUCCCUGUACGUGUCGUCGUACAAGUACGUACUUACAACGUACUAGUAUCGAGUCGAAGUAUGGUGUGUCAUAAACUUGUAACCGGGCUGAAACCGAUAUAUAUGCAUGUGGCACAGUGUCAGUCCAAUAUUUCAGAAUAAAUAAAUGGACAACAAAAUUCUCUUUUAA